AUGCCUGACACUCCAGAGGUUAGAGCCCUCAAUCUGGGUGCACCGAUCGGUGAACAUACAGAGUCAACAACCGCUGGCGCCGCGGCAAACAACAGUACACCUACGUCCGACAUCCCUUCUGCUCACAGCAAUAACGGUGCUCACUCUGCUGCACUGUCCUCAUCAGGCAAUACCUUAGCAGAAGAUGAGCAUGAAAAGCAUAGCGAUGGACUGUAUACCGAAAAGACACAGCACCAUCACAGUGAUUCUAAUAUCGCCAAAACCAAACGAUCCCCCAAUGAUUCAUCCGAGGAUGUAGUCGCCGACCUCGAACCUCACCACGUAAAUGUCAACAGAGGAAAAGAGGAGUUUCAUGCAUUAGAAAGGAGAUAUUCAACGCUCUCUCAGCGAAGCGGCGGAGCCGAGCUGCAUCGACCUACAACCCGAAGAUCCAUUCAAUCCACCUUUUCUCGACCUGAAAGAGCUGUCUCUCAUUUCUCUGCCGCAGAUGCUGAAAAAGCGAAAGCCGCCGAGGAGGAAUUCAAUCUCGCUGAAGUGUUAAGAUCCAGAAGAGAGAAUUUCGAUGAAGCUGGGAUCAGGAGAAAAGAUGUUGGUGUGGUUUGGGACAAUUUGGAAGUUAUCGGUGCGGGUGGUAUGAGAAUCAAUAUCCGAAACUUCUCUUCAGCCAUUAUGGAGCAAUUCAUGAUGCCUGUCAUCAGCCUUUUAGGCCUUGUCGGUUAUAAUCCUUUCGCACCGAAACCAAAAACUAUCCUGCACAAAACUUCAGGUGUCCUCAAACCUGGAGAGAUGUGUCUAGUCAUCGGUCGACCUGGUUCAGGUUGUUCAACUUUCCUCAAAUCUAUAACCAAUCAACGUGACGGUUAUUUGGAAGUAAAUGGAGAUGUAGAAUAUGCGGGUGUGCCAUGGAAAGAAAUGAAAAAGCGAUAUGCUGGUGAGGUUGUAUACAACCAAGAAGAUGACGAUCAUCUUCCCACCCUUACCGUUGCUCAAACAAUCAGAUUUGCUUUGUCCUUGAAGACACCCAAGCGAAAGAUCCCCGGAGUCAGCAAUGCUCAAUUUAAGGAAGACAUGCUCACCCUUCUUCUCUCAAUGCUUAAUAUCAAGCACACUGCCAACACUAUUGUCGGUAAUGCUUUCGUCCGAGGUGUAUCUGGUGGUGAGAGAAAACGAGUGUCCAUCGCCGAAAUGUUCUGUUCCGGCGCUACAGUCUGCUCUUGGGAUAACUCUACCCGAGGUCUUGAUGCCUCCACAGCUUUAGAUUACGCCAAAUCAUUGAGAAUGCUUACCGACAUCAUGGGACAAACCACCUUUGUAUCUCUUUAUCAGGCCGGUGAAGGUAUCUACGAGCAAUUCGACAAAGUACUCGUACUUAACGAUAGUCACGUUGUAUACUUUGGUCCUGCCAAGGAGGCAAGACAAUAUAUGAUGGGCUUAGGCUAUCGAGAUCUACCUCGACAAACCAGUGCCGAUUACCUGUCCGGAUGUACUGAUCCUAAUGAAAGACGAUUUGCCGAAGGUCGAAGUGAGGAGGACGUUCCCUCUACUGCCGAGGCCAUGGAGAAGGCAUACAUGGAAAGUGACAUUUGCGCUCGAAUGGCCCGUGAGAGAGAGGAAUAUCAAGCGUUCAUGCGAGAAGAUGCUACCGCGAGGGAAGAUUUCGUGCACGCUGUCUCUGAGCAAAAGCACAAGGGUGUUGGCAAAAAAUCCCCCUACACUGUUCCCUUCAUGUCUCAAGCUCUUACCAUCGCCAAACGACAAAUCACCCUCAAAUUCCAAGAUAAGUUUGGUAUCUACACUGGUUACUCAACUUCUAUCAUUAUUGCUCUUAUUGUCGGUUCAGUCUACUUCCGUCUCCCUGAAACCGCUUCAGGUGCUUUCACUCGAGGCGGUCUUCUUUUCUUAGGUCUAUUGUUUAACGCUCUUACUUCUUUCUCUGAAUUGCCCUCUCAAAUGAUGGGUCGAUCUGUCCUUUAUCGUCAACAUGAAUACAAAUUUUAUAGACCAGCCGCAUUCGCCCUGGCAGCUGUAGGAGCAGAUGUCCCAUAUAGUGCUUCAAACAUAUUCAUGUUCAGUAUUAUUCUUUACUUUAUGGGUGGAUUGUAUUCUUCCGCUGGCGCCUUCUUCAUGUUCUUCCUCUUCGUGUUCACUACUUUCAUGGUCAUGAGUGCCUUCUUCCGAACUCUCGGUGUCGCAACUACUGAUUACAACACGGCUGCGAGACUUGCGAGUGUGCUUAUCUCUUUCAUGGUUACCUACACUGGUUAUAUGAUUCCCGUUCAACAGAUGAAACGAUGGCUUUUCUGGAUCUUUUACUUGAAUCCUCUUUCUUAUGGCUAUGAGGCAAUCUUCGCAAACGAGUUCUCGAGAGUCAAUCUUGCUUGUGACACCAAUUAUAUCAUCCCCCACAACAUUCCUACGGCAGGUAUCACUGGCUACCCCGACACUGUCGGCCCCAACCAGCUUUGUUCUUUGAUGGGUAGUACACCUGGAUCUGGAACCGUUAGCGGAACUGCUUACAUGGAGACCGGUUAUUCAUAUUACAAAUCUCACAUUUGGCGAAAUUACGGUAUCCUCAUUGGUUUCUUUGUAUUCUUCAUGCUCUUGCAGAUGUUCUUCAUUGAAUAUCUUCAACAAGGAGCCAAACAUUUCUCUAUUAACGUCUACAAGAAGGAGGAUAAGGACCUCAAAGCUAAAAACGAGCGAUUGGCCGAGCGAAAGGACGCUUUCAAUGCCGGUAAAUUGGAUCAAGAUUUAUCUGCCUUGAAGAUGCGACCUGAACCGUUCACCUGGGAGGCUCUCAAUUACACGGUACCUGUUCCCGGUGGUCAACGUCAAUUACUCAACAACAUUUACGGCUACGUUAAACCUGGUUCUCUUACAGCUUUGAUGGGUGCUUCAGGUGCUGGCAAAACUACUCUGCUUGACGUGCUCGCCGCGCGAAAAAGUGUCGGUGUCAUUUCUGGUGAUGUGCUUAUGAAUGGUCGAUCCAUUGGUCUUGAUUUCCAACGUGGAUGUGCCUACGCCGAACAACAAGACACUCACGAAUGGACUACUACCGUUCGAGAAGCUUUGCAAUAUUCCGCUUAUCUCAGACAACCCCAAGACGUACCAAAGGAAGAAAAAGACGCUUACUGUGAAGACAUCAUCGAGUUACUUGAAUUGCAAGAUCUCGCCGAUGCUUUGAUCGGUUUCCCUGGUUAUGGUCUUUCUGUGGAGGCUCGAAAACGACUUACUAUCGGUGUGGAACUAGCCGCUAAACCCGACUUGUUGCUUUUCCUUGAUGAGCCUACAUCUGGUCUGGACGGUCAAUCAGCUUACAACAUUGUCCGAUUCCUUAAGAAACUCUGUGCCGCUGGUCAAAAGAUCUUGUGUACCAUCCAUCAACCCAACGCUUUGCUCUUCCAGUCUUUCGAUCGACUUCUGCUUUUACAAAGAGGCGGAGAAUGUGUUUACUUUGGUGAUAUCGGAGAAGAUUCAAACACACUCAUUCAAUAUCUCGAAAGAAACGGUGCUCAAGUACCUCAUGAUGCCAACCCUGCUGAGUUCAUGCUCGAAGCUAUUGGUGCCGGUUCCCGAAAGAGAAUUGGCGGCGACUGGGGAGAGAAAUGGAGAAACUCUCCUGAAUUCCAACAAGUCAAGGAGGAAAUUCAACAUCUCAAAUCUGAGGCUUUAGCUCAUCCAGGAGAAGAUACCGGUAAACAUACUGAAUACGCUACCACCUUCAUGUUCCAACUCAAAACUAUGCUUAACAGAACCAAUGUCGCUUUAUGGCGAAAUGCGGACUAUCAAUGGACUCGACUUUUCGCUCAUAUUGCCAUCGCUUUGGUCGUCACUCUUACUUUCUUACAACUUGACACCUCUCUCCAAUCGUUACAAUAUCGAGUAUUCGCCUGUUUCUUCGCUACUAUCUUGCCUGCUUUGAUUUUGGCUCAGAUCGAACCUCAGUAUAUCAUGAGUAGAAUGACUUUCAACAGAGAAGCAAGCUCGAAGAUGUAUUCUUCCACCAUUUUCGCACUCACUCAAUUGCUCGCUGAAAUGCCCUACUCUCUCGUCUGUUCCGUGGCCUUCUUCCUUAUUCUCUACUUUGGUGUCGGUUUCCCAAAUGCCUCUUCUAGAGCCGGUUACUUCUUCUUGAUGAUUCUCACCACCGAAGUAUACGCCGUGACUCUUGGUCAAGCUGUCGCCGCUCUUUCGCCUUCGAUCCUCGUUGCAGCCUUGUUCAACCCCUUCUUACUCGUUCUCUUCUCUUUGUUCUGUGGUGUCACCGCCCCCCCAGCCACUCUCCCUUACUUCUGGCGAAGCUGGAUGUACCAAUUGGACCCCUUCACUCGUCUUAUAAGUGGGCUUGUCACCACUGUCCUACAAGACGUUGAAGUAGUAUGCAAGGAUAAUGAGUUCAAUAUCUUCUCGCCACCAUCCGGUCAGAGUUGUGUUGAAUGGGCCGGUUCUUACGCCACCGCCGUCGGAGGUUACCUUAACAACCCCGAUGCCACCACUGACUGUCAAUUCUGUCAGUACCGAGUUGGACAAAGCUUCUUCACGCCUUUAGAGAUUGAAUUCCAAAAUAGAUGGCGAGAAUGGGGUAUCUUUUUGUGUUACGUGAUAUUCAACAUCAUAGUUUUGAUCACCGCUGCCAGGUUCUUGAAAUGGCAAAAACGAUAG
Molecule: messenger RNA, 4662 nt
Organism: Kwoniella shivajii
Lineage: Eukaryota; Fungi; Basidiomycota; Tremellomycetes; Tremellales; Cryptococcaceae
Exons: 14
Coding region: 1-4662 (1553 amino acids)
Biological process (GO): transmembrane transport
Cellular component (GO): membrane
Molecular function (GO): ABC-type transporter activity; ATP hydrolysis activity; ATP binding
Source: RefSeq, a predicted model, not a curated record